AUGGCCUGCUCGGUGCUGGUCGAGGGCCAUGAUGUCGCAGGCGAGGCGCGGCCAUAUGCUGUUUACCGGCUGCUCGUUGUCGAGGAUGGCCGAGAGUGGCGCAUCCGCCGGCGAUGGAACGACCUGCGGAUCCUGGUCGCAGACCUCAAUGAAAAACACGGCAAGGAGCUGCGCGAGUCGGGCGUGACGAUCCCGAAGUUCUCUUCGCACGGCUUCCGGCUCGCCCACCAGAUGCUCGAGCUGAAGUUCCUCAAUUCGCGGGCCGCGGCGAUGCAGUCUUUGCUCCACGCCUACAUCUCGGCGCUCCCCAUAUCGCUCCUCUCGUCUACAGGCCCUGAGCCGCUCCUCUGCUUCCUAUCCGCUGACCUCCCCGACGCGGGCGUGCAGCCAACACCGGCGGCCACGCCCCGUGCCACCGUCUCUGCCGCCGCCGGCUGGGGCGGCGUUGAUGAGCUGCUGUCGAUCCCAGAGGGUGGGCUGGCGCAGGCGGCCACGCGGGCGCUGAGCGAACGCUCCGAUGACGACGCCCGCUUGCCAUCUCCGCCCAAGGUGGCUCCACCCACAGCCCCGGUGAAGGGCGUGCUUGUGGCGGAGGCUGCGCCAGCGCCCGCGCUGGCGAUUUGGUUGAUUUGGUCCGCCGUUGUGCUCGUGCCGGUCCUCGCGCUCGCAGCGAGGCAAAUGCUUUGA
This is a messenger RNA of Emiliania huxleyi CCMP1516, 687 nucleotides long. RefSeq lists its product as hypothetical. The record is from RefSeq and is a predicted model, not a curated record. Gene Ontology annotation, molecular function: phosphatidylinositol binding. The transcript has a single exon. NCBI's taxonomy places the organism in Eukaryota, Haptophyta, Isochrysidales, Noelaerhabdaceae. The coding region runs from base 1 to 687 and encodes 228 amino acids.